CUUCGGUAUUCUCUCGUCCUUCCAGAAACCAGCCCUGUUAUAUCCUAAGCACCCCCCUCCCCGCCGGCAAUGACGUCGUCAAUGAGACCUCUCGUCCAAAUGGCUGGACGGGUGUCGCGCUCUUCCCUCCCAUUCUUCGAACGCAGCGCCCUCCGAACAAUCCCAUCGCAAAAUGUCUUCCUUUCUCUCCGAACGAAGACAGCCCAGCCCGCACAUCUCCAGGUCCUCCGACACAAUAGCCUUUCCUCCCAGCGCUCCUUCAGUACGACUACCCUCCGCGCUCGGGCACGCACAAUGGGCCAGCUGAAGGCCCGGAACUCCACAGGUCCGUUUUCAUGGAAAUCGGCCCUGCUGUUCGUUAUCACCGGAGGAGCCAUGAUCAUCUAUUUCCGCGUGGAAAAGGAGCGGUUGGCACGGAAGCGCGUCGCGGAGAUGAGCAAAGGAGUGGGCCGGCCGAAGGUCGGAGGGCCGUUUGUGUUGAAGGAUUUGAACGGCAACCAGUAUACCGAAGAGAAUCUGAAGGGGAAGUACAGCUUUGUAUACUUCGGUUUCACGCACUGCCCUGAUAUCUGCCCGGACGAGUUGGAUAAGAUGGCCGAGAUCAUUGACAAUGUGAAGGAGGCAACCAAGGGCGAGAACGUCUUCCUGCCUGUGUUUGUUACUUGUGAUCCCGUUCGCGAUACUCCCGAGGUGCUCCGGUCGUAUCUCCAGGAGUUCCAUAAGGAUAUUGUGGGCUUGACAGGCACAUACGAGCAGGUGAAGCACAUGUGCAAGCAGUACCGGGUCUAUUUCAGCACGCCGCAGAAUGUGAACCCCGGCGAUGACUACCUGGUUGAUCACAGCAUUUACUUCUACCUGAUGGACCCCGACGGCGACUUCGUCGAAUGCAUCGGCCGACAGGACACCCCCGAAUCAGCCACCAGAGUCAUCAUGGAACACAUCAACGACUGGAAGCGUGAAGGCAAGCCCCUGAAGAAAGACUAGAGUGUAUGUCUAGCGAGGAAUUUUAUGUACAAUAGAAAUACCCUACUCAGAUGCGUGUAGCAUUAUAUAUAACAAUCCGUAAAACCGUGAAUGUAUAUAUCAUCUAGAAAAAACAAGCAGCACAAUCAAUCCACGACCCUCUUCUGCUCACCAUUCACCAUACGUAUAAAUUCAGCAGAACCAAAAACAUAGUAUUAUAUUAAACAUCAAGAAACCACCCUCCC
Messenger RNA from Aspergillus alliaceus, 1208 nucleotides. Its product is annotated as SCO family protein. Gene Ontology annotation, molecular function: copper ion binding; copper chaperone activity. Gene Ontology annotation, biological process: mitochondrial respiratory chain complex IV assembly; intracellular copper ion homeostasis. Bases 70 to 984 code for a protein of 304 amino acids. The transcript has 3 exons. Gene Ontology annotation, cellular component: mitochondrial inner membrane. The record is from RefSeq and is a predicted model, not a curated record. NCBI's taxonomy places the organism in Eukaryota, Fungi, Ascomycota, Eurotiomycetes, Eurotiales, Aspergillaceae.